GUAUGGCAAUGUGAGAACUAGUGCACAAGGCAGUCAGAGAGUGGUUGCAUAAUGGCUAUGGCUACGGUACAUGUGUUAUGCCCAACCUUGGGACUGGGCACUUCCUCGGUUGCAGGUUCACAGCUCCCCCUGGGCUCUUUGGUCGUCAACAGAGCAUCUUCGAUUGCAUACAGAGAGGUGAGGAGAGGCUGUCAGCACAUUUGUCAGAGGAAGGCAACACACAAACCGAUCCUCAGCAGGCAGCAUUCAAUUUCAUCAGACAGCAACUCUGAACAUCAGCCUAGCCCAUUUACACCUUCGGAGACCAUCAGACAGUUCUAUAGUUGCAUCAACAAUAAGGACCAGAAGGAGCUUAGCGAACUCAUCUCAAAUGACUGUUUUUUUGAAGACCAUUCUUUCAUCAAAGCGUUUGAAGGAAAAGAGGAAAUAAUGCAUUUCUUUGAACAGCUCAUGGAAAGCAUAGGUUCAAACGUAAAAUUCAGCAUCGAAAGCAUUUGUGAAGGAGCUAAACUAACAGUUUGGACAACAUGGCACUUAGAGUGGAAAGAGAAACGGAUACCUUUCACUAGAGGCUGCAGCUUCUAUGAAUGUUCAGAACAUGGACAAAGGCUCAUGAUUAAAAAAGCUCGAGUCAUGAUCGAAUCACCAAUCAAGCCAGGUGUACUGGCACUGACUCUAUUGAAGAUGGUCACUCGCAUAUUUGACAACUUCCCAAGGGCGACAGAGAAGUUCCUACUGAGGCCCCAUGACACACUAAGUUUGCUACUGAAGAUCUACAAUAUAUUCCUUGAGCCUUUAAUCUAUCCACUUCUAGUUUUCUACAUCAACCUCUGGAAACUCGUCUCUCAAUCACUAGGUUACAUAUUCAACAUUUUGAUCACCGUGUUAAAGAUUUUUAUCAAAUAGAGACAGAAGUAAGCUACUUCAUACCA
Molecule: messenger RNA, 932 nt
Organism: Telopea speciosissima
Lineage: Eukaryota; Viridiplantae; Streptophyta; Magnoliopsida; Proteales; Proteaceae
Exons: 6
Coding region: 52-906 (284 amino acids)
Source: RefSeq, a predicted model, not a curated record